AUGGGGGCUCAAUGCACAGUGCGGGAUUACCGCCUCGCGGUCACAGCUGCCGUGCGCAAAGCUAAGAUGUGCAGAGCCGCGUGGGUGUCGCUACACCCACCGAAGCAGGAUAUCUUCACCAUGACGGACCCGUACCACCCGCCGCAGCGACUGCAGAGCCAGGAAGUGGUGGAGAAAACUGCCACCUUUGCCGUGACAGGGGCAUACCAGUACGACCGCCUGAAAUCGAGCAUCCUUGCCGCCGCGGAUGGUUCAGAGAAGCGCAGCACUCGCGCGAGACGAGUGGAAUCGCAGGCUAAUCCCGCCAGCACUCCACAGCCGCCAAUGGAGCUUGUGGUGGCGUCGAGCAAUGCCCAGGCGGUGCGCACCGGCGAGGUGAUUGGACAUUGCGUCAACGACGCUCGCAACCUCGGCAAUCUGCGCGAGGACGAAGGCGUGCCGGAGUUCUACGUGGAGUGGGCGAAGAAGUACAUAAUACCAGAGGGCAUCAAGGUACGCAAGGUGCUGCGCGGACAGCAGCUCGAGGAGGCAGGCUUGCACCUCAUGUACAACGUCGGCCGUGGCUCCCGCUAUGAGCCGUACUUGAUGGUGCUGGAGUACGUCGGCAACGGCCGCUCAAGCGCGACGACGGCCCUCGUUGGCAAGGGUGUAACGUUCGACUGCGGCGGUCUGAACGUCAAGCCCUAUACUUCGAUGGAGACGAUGCACACCGAUAUGAUGGGGGCGGCCACUGCGCUCUCCACACUCAAGGCAAUCGCGAAGCUGCAGUUGCCGAUCAACGUUGUGGCUGCAGUGGGACUCGUGGAGAACGCGAUCGGGCCCGACAGCUACCAUCCCUCUUCCAUCAUUACUAGCCUCAAGGGGCUCACGGUGGAGGUGCUCAACACGGACGCUGAGGGCCGCCUGGUACUUGCCGAUGUGCUGACGUACGUGCAAAAGUACGCGCCGCUGGAGAAGAAGCCUACCCGCAUUAUCGACCUUGCCACGCUCACUGGUGCCGUUGUUGUUAGUCUCGGUUCCCGCCGCGCCGGGUUGUUCUCUCCCUCCAUGACGCUGGCGAAUUCACUCAUGUCCACCGGCACUCGGUGCGGAGAGGAGCUGUGGCCGAUGCCCAUUGGUGACGAGCACAAGGACAUGAUGAAGGGCGGCAUUGCCGACUUGAUCAACACUGCUCCCGGGCGGCAGGCCGGCUCCUGUACCGCCGCCGCGUUCCUCACCAGCUUUGUAGAGCCGGAGGUGCAGUGGGCGCACCUCGAUAUUGCCGGCGUGGCGGAUGUCGGGGACAAGCCCAAGGGCUACGAGCCAGCUGGUGUGACCGGCUUCGGUGUGCAGCUUCUGGUUGACUUCCUGCGCCACCACAAGCCGUAA
Molecule: messenger RNA, 1368 nt
Organism: Leishmania braziliensis MHOM/BR/75/M2904
Lineage: Eukaryota; Euglenozoa; Kinetoplastea; Trypanosomatida; Trypanosomatidae
Product: cytosolic leucyl aminopeptidase
Exons: 1
Coding region: 1-1368 (455 amino acids)
Biological process (GO): proteolysis
Cellular component (GO): cytoplasm
Molecular function (GO): metalloaminopeptidase activity; manganese ion binding
Source: RefSeq, a predicted model, not a curated record